GCGGCGGCGGGGUUGCGACCGGUGGUGUACCUGGUUGACCGGCCGGGUCUAACGCAGGCCACCGUGCUGGUUGGCGAGCCCGGCAUUCCCCUCUCCGACCCCGAUCUGUUCCCGCUGGAUGUGUUGGGCGGCGUGUUCAACUCCUUCGGGGGGCAGCUCUUCGACACGCUGCGCAGCCGGCAGGGGCUGGCCUACUCGGUGGCGGGCGGCUGGGACAGCCCGCCCGACCACACGGGGCUCUUCCUGGCAGGCGGCCAGACCUCCUCCCCCGGCGAGUUCCUCACCUCCCUGCGCCGCCUGCUGCAGCGAGCCACCGCCGCCUCCUCCGGCCCCUCCGCCUCCGAGCUGGCCGCCGCGCAGGCCGAGACGCUCAACUCCUUCGCCUUCAACUUUGCCAGCAGCGCCGCGCAGCUGCAGCGCAUACUGGUGUACGACCUACUGGGGCUGCCGCAGGACUUCCUGUUCCGCUACCAGCGCGGUAUCGCCGCUGUUGGCCGGGGUGCGGUGCUACGUGCGGCCGCCGCCCACCUGCACCCGGGGGCGCAGGCGGUGGUGGUGGUGGCGGACGGGGGCCGCGUGCGGGCGGGGCUGGAGGCGGCGGGGUACGAGGUGGUGGAGCUGGGGCUGCAGGAC
Molecule: messenger RNA, 633 nt
Organism: Astrephomene gubernaculifera
Lineage: Eukaryota; Viridiplantae; Chlorophyta; Chlorophyceae; Chlamydomonadales; Astrephomenaceae
Source: the annotation of a GenBank genome assembly